Molecule: messenger RNA, 937 nt
Organism: Rhipicephalus microplus (southern cattle tick)
Lineage: Eukaryota; Metazoa; Arthropoda; Arachnida; Ixodida; Ixodidae
Product: (3R)-3-hydroxyacyl-CoA dehydrogenase-like
Biological process (GO): fatty acid biosynthetic process
Molecular function (GO): oxidoreductase activity, acting on the CH-OH group of donors, NAD or NADP as acceptor; quinone binding
Source: RefSeq, a predicted model, not a curated record
UCUCGAGUGUGCUUUGCAGGGCAACACCUGAUAACUGCCCAGAAAAAAUAAAGAUACGGGUUCGCAGCGAGACAGGACCUUUUCGGGAUAAGUUUGCGAGUCCACUGGAGUCAGCAGCGCAGUAAGCAUGUCCCUGCAAGGCCGUCUAGCCGUGGUGACAGGAGGCGCCAGCGGCAUUGGCAAGGCCACGUGCCACGCCCUCGCCUCCCAAGGAGCCAGAGUCUUCGUCGCCGAUUGCAACCUGGAUGGCGCCAAGGACGUGGCAGAGGCGUUAGCAGGCCCUGCAACCCACAAAGAAGCUUCCUGGACGUCACCAAAACAGAAUCGGUGGACAAACUGUUCGCCGAUAUCAAGGACACCGAGUCGAUUCCUCAGCAUCGUGGUGAAUUGCGCUGGCAUCGCCGGGAUGUCUCCGCUCGUCGACACGACAGAUGAGGAAUUCGACGAGAUCAUUCGGGUCAAUCUCAAGGGCACUUUCCUGGUUACAAGGGCAGCUGCACGUGCCAUGAUUGCGUCAGACGUCACCGAGGGGGUCAUCGUGAACAUCGCCAGCAUUCUGGGCAAGACCGGGCUCUCUGGCUGCGUCCCGUACACCGCCUCCAAGGGGGGUGUCGUGUCCCUGACCAAGUCGGCGGCUCAGGAACUGGCACCGCAUGGCAUACGCUGCAACGCUGUGCUGCCAUCGCUGACGCAGACUCCGCUGAUCGAUACGUUACCUGAGGAGAGUCACAAGACGUUUUUUGCACUCGCGCCUAUGCGGCGAGUUGGACAGCCUGAAGAAAUUGCCCAGGCUGUACUUUUUCUCUGCAGCCCACAGAGCUCGUACAUGACAGGUGCCUCCCUUGAAGUAACCGGUGGAUUCGGAAUGUGAAGGCCUUGGCGAGUGCUACUGCCCUUUCGGAGAGUACUAAAGGCUACAACUUUGGCUGACACAAAA